AUGAGUAAACCAAGGAUUUUAAUAGGCCAAAUAAAAAACGUAGGUGAUAUUAAAGGGUGGAACUUAAAAGGAAUUGAGUCAUGCAAAAAAAAAAUUUUUGGAUAUACGGAAAAUAUGCCAGGUGAAAAAAACUGGAUUAAACCACUACUGGGAAAAAGUAUGCAGAAUUAUUAUUUCCCAUCAAAAUAUUUACACCUUGAUUUUAAUUUAAAGGAAUAUAUGAGAAUGCAGACUGUACGAUUUCAGAAAAAGGAGACAGAUGAUAGUUUAAUGAAUUUACAAAAGUGCAUUAAUUUGAUUGUUGAGAAUAAGGAUAAGGUGGAAAAGUUUUUAAGAAAUAUACCAAAGGAAUUAUAUUUCGAAAAUCAAAGUUUGAAGGAUUUUUAUUCCUUGUACUUGACAAUCUUCCCAGCUGAUAAACACAAUCAUUCUUUAUCCCCUGAUGAUUUAAAAGAAUUAAACUUGGGAGAUCAGAACUUCACUUGGUUCAACCGAUCAUCCAGAUCUGCCAGUGAGACGCAAACGGAUAAAUCAAAUUUUAGUCAUACCGAUUUUUACACACAAAAACAAAAUGAGAACGAAAAUGAUGAGAGCACGCCAGGAAAAAAAAUGGUAAAAAAAAAAGUGUUACAUAAAGAGGAAGGACAAAAUAUGAUCCCUCAAAAGGAAUGUGAAAAAAUAUCAUCACAAAUGAACCAUUAUAAAAAAAUAAUUUUUACUAGAACCAAGGGAAAAUUGUUAUUUAAAAGGAUAAUACUUGGUAAUAAUCAGGUGCAGGGGGAUAAAAUGGCCAUGAGAUUGAAUAAACAGAAGGAAGAAAAUGCAAGUGGCGAAAAGCUGUACUAUGUAGACUGUGACGUGAACAUCGGGCUAGAAGAGAGAAGAGAAAAAUGUAAAAAAGAAGUGGAUGAAUGCGAAAAAUCGAAGAAGCAGUUUAUAAAUUUAUUAAGUGAAAAUGAAAGCUUACGAAAAACAUUCUGGAUCAGAAACAGAUUUAUCGAUCCUCUAUAUCUACGAAGGAGAUAUUCCUUUAUUGAUAAAUUAACAAAAAAGAAAAUAAAAAAAGAGAAGUAUAAAACUUACAGGAAGCAUUUUAUUCAGCACGCCGAUGAGAAACAAGUGUGGCCAGAUAACAAGGGCUUGCUCAAUAAAGUUUACCCAAAUCCGUAUUCGUAA
Messenger RNA from Plasmodium gonderi, 1176 nucleotides. RefSeq lists its product as hypothetical. The record is from RefSeq and is a predicted model, not a curated record. Lineage: Eukaryota; Apicomplexa; Aconoidasida; Haemosporida; Plasmodiidae. The coding region runs from base 1 to 1176 and encodes 391 amino acids. The transcript has a single exon.